UGCGCGAAAAGUUCUCUGGUUAAAGGAAAUACAGAGGAGGAGCUGCCGUCAGUGAGCCAAGAGGAAACUACUCUGUCAGAUGAUGGUGUAAUUACAGCGUGAAGCGCAGCUCGCAACCUCGGUCGGAACAUCUCUUGCAAAGCAAAACCACCUGAGUGAACGUUUGUCUCCUGCGGAUUCGUACUUUACCCAAAGAUAUGGAGUAUAAAUUCUGUGCGUAAAAAGAGACGUUUUGGAGAUAUGGGUUUGGUUACCGGAGAACUGGAGGAACGAGCAUUAAUGGGAAGUGUCACUGCUUUGCUCAGCGUGAACAAGUGAAAGAAUUCAUUGCAGUUAUGAACUCCACGAAAGAACAAUCCGGAUUUCGAUCGAUCACCAUCCCGGUGAUUAUGUUCAUCUUCGGGGUGGUGGGGAAUGUCAUCGCCAUAGUUGUUCUGCGAAUAUCACGAAAGGAACGAAAAGAGACGACUUUUUACACACUUGUGUGUGGCCUGGCGGUGACAGACCUGCUGGGCACCUUGCUGGCCAGCCCCGUCACCAUCGCCACCUACAUCAAAGGCACCUGGCCUGGAGCUGAUCCACUGUGCCAGUACUCCGGCUUCAUCCUGCUCUUCUUCUUCGUGGUGCAGCUAGGCAUUGUAUUUGCAAUGUCAGUGGAAAGAUACCUGGCAAUAAACCACGCAUAUUUCUACAACGAGUAUGUCAACCAGAGACUCGCAGCGCUGGCUCUUUUAGCCAUAUACAUUUCCAACGUUGUGUUUUGCGCACUGCCCAGCUUGGGGUUCGGUAGUGUGACGCUCCAGAACUCUAAGACCUGGUGUUUCAUCGACUGGAAAAGCAACGACACAACUGUCAAGACUUUUAAUUUGAUGUACGCUGGGGUGAACUCGUGCAUCGUGCUGGCCACUGUCAUAUGCAACGUGGUCGUGUGUGGAGCUCUAAUCCUGAUGCACAAGCGGUUUAUCCGCCGCACGUCUCUGGGAACAGAUCCGCGGCGGGUCGCAGAGCUCCGGCGCAGACGGAAUUUUGGACGAUUAGCUGGAGCAGAGAUCCAGAUGGUGAUCGUGCUUAUAGCUACAUCCGCUGUCGUCCUCAUCUGCUCCAUACCUUUAGUGCUGAGGAUCUUAAUAAAUCAGCUGUUCAGAAACGAUGGAGACAAGAACUCGAUACUUAACGACCUGCAGGCCAUCCGCAUGGCUUCCGUCAACCCCAUCCUAGACCCCUGGAUCUACAUCUUGCUCAGAAAGACAGUUGUUCUCAAGCUAUUGGAGAAAAUCAAGUGUCUGUUCUGUAAAAUGGGUGGACGGGGACGAAGCAGCGGCAGGCACUUCCUCUGUGCUGACGGUUAUCUCUCCUCAUCCAUCGUCUCUCGGGACUCACCCUCACUGAUGGCCCGUGAAUUGCGGGAAAUGGUGAACACAUCGCACACCAUGCUGUACCCAUCAGAGAGAAACACGCACCCACAUGGGUCAGUUCAGGCGGGGGUGCAGGGUGACUCUAGCAUCCCUGCUGUACAGACAUUGCAGGUACCCCAGGAGGUCCACGGGUCUAAGAGGGGACACGGCGUAUUAGAGGACAAAGUGUCGGAAACACCACUGAAAGAGCCUCCAGUGUGUCCCAAAGACCCGCCUCUACAUGUCACCUUUACAGAUGAGACAGCAGAUAUACAAGAAAAAUGUAUAUAACCAUAAGCAUAAUCACUAAAAUAAGACUUUCCCCUCAAAGAUGGGAACCAGUGAAAGGACUGCAAACAAAAUUUGGAGACUGAAAAAUCUGUCAGUCUGUAGAUAUCUUGUGGACUGCUACAAACAUUUGACAGAUGAAUUACAGACCUUCUGUAAGUACCCGUUAUCAGUGUGUCACUCCCCAUUCAUUCUUUGCCAUAUUGCUAAACACAUGAAUACAAUCACAUAACUUUUAUUAGUAAAACCCCACCGGGGGAGUGUCAUAAAGCUCUCCUGUUGCACUUUUUGAAUUUCAGCUCAUUGCCAGGUUGUCUUUGUUUCGCUGUGAUUCAACAACCUGCACAAUGUCUGUAAAGAAUUUGUUGUGUUAAAAUGUGAACAGUGUGCCAGGAUGUUAAUUUAUUUCUAGUGUUAAAGUGUACGUUUCUGUCUUCUCUGUGAGAAGGUUCAGUUAGUUUGAAGAUAGGUGCAGGGUGAAUAUGUGUUCGUGUUUUAUUUUGUUUGUUUGUUUCAAACAUUAAACUUUUAUUGGUUGUCAGAGCAGCUCUUUCAUCAAAACUAUGAUCAUGCAUCCCCUGAAUCCCAUAACAAAGGCAGCUAUACACUAGAGUUCCACAGUGCAGACACUGGAGGACGUUAGACUUCAAAGUGACUCCUAAAAAUCCUUCUAAUCCCAUCAUUUUAUUGACUUAAUUUGUAAUGCAAUGCGUAAUAAUCCCAGCUAAUCAGAGUUUAUAAGGAAGAUAAGGCAGGAAAUGAAAGCUGAAGCCAUGACCUCGAUAUACUGCUGCUAUAAAGACUUAUAUAAAUAUAAACACACGUUCAUGUUCAGUGUCAGAUUUAUCACAAAAUGUUGUGUAAAUGUGUCUAAUGAAAAAAACAGCAACAACUUAUGUACCAAAUUUAUAAACAAAAUAAAAGUGUCUAAAUAUUCAUAUAAGCUAAUAAA
This is a messenger RNA of Oreochromis aureus, 2634 nucleotides long. RefSeq names its product prostaglandin E receptor 4 (subtype EP4) b (gene ptger4b). The record is from RefSeq and is a predicted model, not a curated record. Gene Ontology annotation, molecular function: prostaglandin E receptor activity. Gene Ontology annotation, biological process: cellular response to prostaglandin E stimulus; adenylate cyclase-activating G protein-coupled receptor signaling pathway; inflammatory response. Gene Ontology annotation, cellular component: plasma membrane. Lineage: Eukaryota; Metazoa; Chordata; Actinopteri; Cichliformes; Cichlidae. Bases 336 to 1685 code for a protein of 449 amino acids. The transcript is spliced from 2 exons.